Messenger RNA from Brugia malayi, 1098 nucleotides. RefSeq lists its product as uncharacterized. Gene Ontology annotation, biological process: endocytosis; signal transduction; peptidyl-serine phosphorylation. Gene Ontology annotation, molecular function: protein serine/threonine kinase activity; ATP binding. The record is from RefSeq and is a predicted model, not a curated record. NCBI's taxonomy places the organism in Eukaryota, Metazoa, Nematoda, Chromadorea, Rhabditida, Onchocercidae. Bases 1 to 1098 code for a protein of 365 amino acids. The transcript has 9 exons. Gene Ontology annotation, cellular component: cytoplasm; nucleus.
AUGUCCCAUCGUGCUUUAUCACUAAAACGUACGAAGUCAGAAGAGUUACAACGUUUUCAUUGUACGUCAAAGUCUCAAAUAAAUAUAACACCAGUUAAAAAUAUGCACCAAAUGUUACCAGUCAUACCUGCCGACUUUUCCGCAUUUAUGGAGCUUAGGGUUGGUGGUCGUUUUCGACUUGGUCGGAAAAUUGGCAGCGGUUCAUUUGGUGACAUCUAUUUGGGCCAGAACAUAGUAACGCAGGAGGAGGUAGCAAUCAAGUUAGAAUGUGUGAAAACUAAGCAUCCACAGCUGCACAUCGAGGCUAGAUUAUAUAAACUAAUGAGUGGAGGAAUAGGUAUUCCCCAGGUGAAAUGGUGUGGUUACGAAGGCGAAUAUAAUGUUAUGGUAAUGGAACUGCUGGGACCAUCUCUGGAAGAUUUAUUUAAUUUUUGCUCACGAAAAUUUACUCUAAAGACUGUAUUGUUGUUAGCUGACCAAAUGCUAUCUCGCAUCGAAUAUAUCCAUUCGAGAGAUUUUAUUCACCGUGAUAUCAAACCUGAUAAUUUCUUGAUGGGAUUAGGCAAAAAGGGCAAUUUAGUUUAUAUUAUUGAUUUCGGACUUGCGAAGAAGUAUCGCUGUAGCAGGACACAUGCUCAUAUUCCAUAUAGAGAAAAUAAGAACCUUACUGGAACAGCAAGAUAUGCAUCUGUUAACACUCAUCUUGGAAUAGAACAGAGUCGAAGAGAUGAUAUCGAAUCACUCGGGUAUGUUCUUAUGUAUUUCAAUCGUGGCACCUUGCCGUGGCAGGGUUUGAAAGCAGCAACAAAACGACAGAAAUAUGAUAAGAUCUCGGAGAAAAAAAUGAGCACACCUGUUGAAGAGCUUUGUGCUGGAUAUCCAGAAGCUUUUGCUGCUUAUCUUAAGUACUGCAAGUGUUUGGGUUUCGAAGAGCAACCGGAUUAUUCACACUUGCGUCAACUUUUCCGAAAUUUAUUCCAUCGGCAGGGUUUCACCUAUGAUUAUGUUUUCGACUGGAAUUUGCUCAAAACUGCUAAACGUAUGCAACCAUCGCAGGGGCAGCAGCUAGCGCAGCAAAGAAUGGUUAUUGAACAAUAA